Messenger RNA from Carassius carassius (crucian carp), 1379 nucleotides. RefSeq names its product gap junction delta-2 protein-like. Gene Ontology annotation, biological process: cell communication. NCBI's taxonomy places the organism in Eukaryota, Metazoa, Chordata, Actinopteri, Cypriniformes, Cyprinidae. Bases 1 to 1080 code for a protein of 359 amino acids. Gene Ontology annotation, cellular component: connexin complex. The transcript has a single exon. The record is from RefSeq and is a predicted model, not a curated record.
AUGGCUGACUGGUCAAUUCUGGGCCGCUUUCUAACAGAGGUUCAGAAUCAUUCAACGGUAAUCGGUAAGAUCUGGCUGACGGUGCUUCUGAUCUUUCGCAUCCUGCUGGUGACCCUUGUUGGAGAUGCUGUGUACAGCGACGAGCAGUCAAAGUUUACCUGCAAUACGCUGCAGCCGGGCUGCAACAAUGUCUGCUAUGACACUUUCGCCCCUGUCUCACAUUUGCGCUUCUGGGUCUUCCAGAUUGUGCUGGUCUCAACACCUUCCAUCUUCUACAUAAUCUAUGUGCUGCACAAAAUCACCAAAGACGAGAAAAUGGAGACAGAGAGGGUCCAGGCAGAGACUAAGGACUCCGUGGGAGACUAUUCUGGGCAGCUGGAAGGGGACCGUGUCAGACUGGGAUAUGGACACCAGGGAGAAGAAUGGAGUGGUCAGGAUGAGGAUAGCAUAGAGCAAAGUCUCCUGCAGGAUGAUUUCGGAAAGGAGGGCAAGGAUCCAACCACACUCUCCAGUCAGGUUCUCCUCAUCUAUAUUGUUCACGUCUUGAUCCGCUCCGUCCUAGAGAUCACAUUUCUUGUUGGUCAGUACUACCUGUUUGGAUUUGAGGUGCCUCAUUUGUUUAGAUGUCAAACGUACCCUUGUCUGACACGGACUGAUUGUUUUGUGUCGCGAGCCACGGAAAAGACCAUUUUCCUUAAUUUUAUGUUUAGCAUUAGCCUGGGUUGUUUUCUCCUGAACAUUGUGGAGCUUCACUACCUCGGAUGGAUCUACAUUUUCCGCAUUUUGUGUGCUGCCUGCUUCCUGUGCAUCAGGCCAGAGAGGGAGCUGUAUUCUCAAAGCAGGCCUUUGCUGCUACGCCUGAGACAUUCAAUGCGGAGCAGGCUGGUCCUGCAGUCCCCCACAACCACCUUGUCUGAGGAAAAGACGGCGACGGCUUUGCUUUCACACGGCCCAGCCAUUUCCUUUGAGACUGACUCCACUCUUGAAUGCACCUCAAAGAGGAACCCAGAGGAGAGGGAAUGCAUGAGGCUGAAAUUGGCCAACAUGGCUAGAUUUACUGGCAAAAAGUCCUGGUUGUAAUGUGUAUUGAUGGUUUUUAUUUUCUCUUGUUACAUAAGCUCAUUGUAAAUUUCAGUUUGAGGCCUGUUUCACACACCCUGACCAUAUUAACAAGUAACAACUUUCACAAUGCAUACAGGCAGUUCUGCGGCCAAGAAGAAGCACUGAAAGUCAACUUUUGGAGCACUUCAUGCUGAAAUCAGCAGAAAAAAUAUUUUGAAAUAGAAACUUUUGAAUUAGAGCAACAUAAAAUGAUGGAGCGACCUAUUUGUUUGAAAAAAGACACGUGUUUUUAAAGGAAAUACUUUAUUUAAACUUAC